Molecule: messenger RNA, 513 nt
Organism: Parnassius apollo (apollo)
Lineage: Eukaryota; Metazoa; Arthropoda; Insecta; Lepidoptera; Papilionidae
Source: the annotation of a GenBank genome assembly
AUGGAAAAAAAGAUAGUGCGCAAAGGGCCGCUGCCUGGAGGUCGCCAGGGCGCGUCGGGAGCUGGCGCUGGACGCGACAGCAUGCGGGCCGCCAGCCGAGCGCGGGGUGUUGCAAGACCUCCUAGCAGCCCCCCGCAUCCAUCAUCCCCACCAGAAGGCUUGGUGUCGGCUGGGUCUUCUCGGACUCAGCAAGCGGCACCCGCCGCUGGUGGAGCACGUCGCAUGCGUUGGUCUAAAUCGAUGAAUGAAAACGCACUGCGGGCGUAUUUUAGGGCAAAAGGGGAAGAAACUGGAUGUUUGGCGUAUCGGGCUCGGAUGCAUCGCUUUUUUGCAGAGCUGGAGCCAUCUCUAUCUGUCACUGAGCAAAACCUGGCAGACCGAGUUAGGUACACCGAGUACCGAGUUAGGUCCUGCGCUCCAACAUAUUUGGUGACGCCGAACUCGAGCGACUACGACGUGAGGCUAUUCCUUCAUCGAAUGGAAAUGCUACGGCUGGGAAUGCGGCGCCACUAG